This is a messenger RNA of Trichosurus vulpecula (common brushtail), 6252 nucleotides long. RefSeq names its product RP1 like 1 (gene RP1L1). The transcript is spliced from 3 exons. Bases 1 to 6252 code for a protein of 2083 amino acids. The record is from RefSeq and is a predicted model, not a curated record. Gene Ontology annotation, cellular component: axoneme. NCBI's taxonomy places the organism in Eukaryota, Metazoa, Chordata, Mammalia, Diprotodontia, Phalangeridae. Gene Ontology annotation, biological process: intracellular signal transduction; retina development in camera-type eye; photoreceptor cell development.
AUGAACUACGCUCUGGAUGAUUCCCCUUCCCAAAACCACCAUGAAUACGUCCUUCCACCGGUGGCACGGACUACCACUGUCACCCAGGUUCCCCCAGCCAAGACGAUAACCUUCUUCAAGAAAGGGGAUCCCCACUUUGGUGGGGUUCGCAUGGUUGUCAACCAGCGCAUGUUCAAGAGCUUCAAUGCCCUCAUGGAUGAACUCUCUCAGCACAUUCCCCUCUCAUUUGGUGUCCGCACCAUCACCACGCCCCAAGGAGUGCACUGCGUUAGCUCCUUGGAGCAGCUGGAAGAUGGGGGCUGCUACAUCUGUUCUGACAAGAACCCUUCCAAGGCCCUAGUUGGGUCAUACAGGCUGCUGCCAGGAUCCUCGUCGAGCGGCUAUCCCACCCAGAGGAUCAGCAACUUGGAAGGCUGGCAGGAGGCACCUUCCUGGCAGGACCAUAAAACACCAAAGAAGUUAACUCUGGUAAAAAAUGGAGAUAAUGGAUUUCGGCGCUCCUUGAUUCUGAGUCCGAAGAAUACCCAGAACCUAAAGGCCUUCCUCAAUGAUGCAUCUGAGGUUUUACACUUCCCUGUAAAUCGCCUUUACAAUCCUGAUGGGAGCAAGGUGGAGUCCCUCCAGAGUCUGCUACAAGGCCCUUCUGUUGUGGUGUGUGCUGGACAAGAGCCCUUCAGACCUAUGGCGGUGGAAAAUUCCAGGAGGUGCUUGCCUGAGAAGUUGCCAGGACUGACUUCAAAGAAAAGGAAUGCCAACUGGGAACUGAAAGCCAAGAAGAGUGUCAUCCAUUCAAGGUCUGAAUCAAGCAACAGGUCGAGGCAGCUUUCCCUGACAUCGGAGAAGUCUUACCUCAAUGGUUCUAGGACCUCUCUAAGGAGCGGCAGUCCUGUACCUACAACCAAUACCAAUGUUCCAGAGAAGUCUGCUGGUCUGAUCCCCUUUGGGGCCAAUGAUGACAUUGAGAAGAAGGUUCGUGUGAACAAAGAUGGCAGCUUGUCAGUGGAGAUGAAAGUACGAUUCCGACUACUCAAUGAGGAAAUGCUUCAAUGGUCCACCCAUGUUAGGAAAGCUGCCCAUCUCAAGGCAGCCAGUGGGGAUGACUUAGGACUUGGUAGAGCUGCCUUAUUCCAUCCUUCUAGGGAAAAUAAUGUGCAGAGAUCUUCAGAGGUAGGUACUUUCCUUUGUCCAGAUGAGACCAAUUCUCAAGGACUGGAAGAAGCCUCUUAUCUAGGGUGUCAGCAGCCACAACCCAAAUAUGAGAUCUGGAAAAAUCCUGUGUAUGUUUCCCAGGGGCAUGGAGCAGCUCCUGGGAGGAGCUCUUGGGUUACCCAGUCUCCUUGUUCAGGGGCCUCAUUGUUCCGACAGGCCAUCCACCAAACAAAGACGUCUGGGGACAGUCUCUGCACCACUUCCGGUGGAGAACCCUUGGAAUGCAGUGUACCAGGAUCCUCUUGUUAUUCUGGGACCCUGGAGGGCAGGGUACAGUGCAGUGACAAGCACCAGGCCUCAGAUCAACGAAACUUAAUCACAACUGCUUCAAGUGAUGAUGAGGGGGAGCAAAAACAUACCCCCAUUGGGAAAAACAAUAAGUCCUAUGGUGGGGGGCCUGACUCAUAUAGGAAGAGCUCCCAGAAAACUCAAGGAAUCAAGACAUAUGGGAAGUGGUCACCAGAUGAGGAGGAGGGAAAUGAAGCAUGCUUACUGGACUGCCUGGAGGAUAAGGCUCGGGAUGCAGCAGAGGAUGUUUCUGCCUCAUCUGUAUGUUCUAGGUGCAGGGAGAAGAGAAUGCAUGUGGCUGAGGGCUGUGGCAGUCCUAGACAGGAGGAGGCUUUCUGUUCCUAUGUGAGAGAGGCUCAGGGAAACACCACCAUGGAUCAUUAUGCUCCAUCCCUUGGCAUGGACCCUAUCAGGCAAAUGAUGCCUCGAGAGGGCUCUGGUUCUUCCCUCAUUGGCCUAUCCUCCUUAAAGAAUAAAGUUCUGGAAGCUGAAGAAGAUGAACACAGCGCGGUGAUACGGGAUACCAGUUCUGGGUCUGUAUGGAGGAGGCCCAGGGCAAUGGGCAACGGUGAGUUCAGUGACCUUGAGUGGAAUCGUAUUCCACACUCUUCUUGUCCCUCAGCAUGCAGUGGAAGCAAAGGAUGGAGGAGCCCGAGGAGUGAUGGGUCCCUACACAAUGUUUCUCACUCUUCCAGAGUUUACGAGGGAAGCAAAAGUAGUCAGCCACAAAUGAAGGACAAUGGGGAUGGAGGGACUAGCUACAUUUUGGAGGGCUCACCAGAGAGGUCCCUGCCAAGGAGCAUGUUCAGUUCUCCCCUCCUAGAAAAGCCUAGGGCAGAAAGUCAAACCCCCAUUUCUUCUAGAAGUUUAUCUGAAGCUAAGCAGCAAGCUGCAAGGGAUCCUGGGUCUAUCUCACCUUCUCCUCAUUAUUUAGAACAUUUAUCAGGGUCCAGUGAUGCCUCCAUUGCUCGGGAUGAUAACCCAGAUCAGAAGAAAUUAGAGAAUAUUUCUAAUUCCAGCCAUUCAGAUCCUAACUCUUUGGAGGAGACUAGGGGAGCCACAAAAGUCAGUAUUAGCUCUCUGGAGCCAAGAUCUUCAAACACGUCAGACUCUUCUGACUUCCAAGGUAUUGUUGAGUCUAGGGAUGAGAAGACCCUGGAGGACCAUCCUAGAGUUUCUUUAGAGUUGAAGAUUAAAGAACCUCAGAUGGAGGAACCAAAUGCCUGCAGAAGUAGCUGCUCCUCCCAGUCCAGCAAAACUCAACCUUACAGCACUUACAAUGAUAAACUGCAGGUCCUACCAAUGAAAGGAAAAAAUGAUAGUAAGGGACCAAGCUCUCAGGCUGGCUCAGUAGCCAGCAGAUGCCUCCCCACUCCCCCCACAGGAAUGCCUCACAUCAGAAAAAGCCCCUCAGGCAGCAGCAGGUGGAGUGCCCACUUGGAGGGAAGUGGGAGUUGGGAGGAGAAGGCUAAUCUCAAUUUGUCAGGCCCCAUCACACCUAGUUCCAGACCAGUGACCACAAGUCAAACAGUAAAAAGAGCCAGGAAGGGUGGCCCCUCCUCUGGUCAUGGGAGGAAAAUGCCAAGGAAAAUCUCUAAAGAAGGGAAGCCUCAAGAAGAAAAGAAGAAUCUUAGCAAGCCAGAGGGCAGCACUGGUAUGAGACCCAGUGACCUGCCCAGCACAUCUCCAGAGGAAGUUGUUUAUGAAUGGCUGAGCAAAAUUCCAGAAGAAUCCAUCCUCAUGAGCUAUGAAAUGCAGGAUGACAGCCCUGGGGCUGCUGUGGGGGCUCCAGAAGAGGACCCUGCUGUCAAGUGUUCUCCUGAAAUUCCUAGAGAGAUGGCCCAGGCCCAAGAACAUGCCCCCGAUAAGGAAGAUUCUGGGGGAGCACCACUAGAUGAAAACCCUAGGGUUGAUGCUGCUAGCCCAAAGGCAAGAGGUAGUCCUACUAAGAAGCAAUCUUCCUGUACUUUGGCAACAGUAGCUGAGGGCAGUCCAGGUGAAUGUGCUGAUGUAGGAGUGAAAACCAACCUGAGUAAGAUGGAGGACCUGCCUAACACACUGUAUAGCUCAGUGCAGAUCAUGAAAACACUGCUGAGCUCUAAGCAAAACCCUAAGCUAGGUCGGUUUAAUAGUUUGCCAGAAGUGUCACAGACCAUGGGAAGAAACUUGAGCCACUCCGCCCAUGUGCUCAUCACCUGCCUGGCCAGCCUGCACUUCUUUGACGAAGAACUCGUGACAGUCACAAACCAGAUGACCUACAUGAACUCACCCAAGUACCAAGAGCUUCUGAACAUCUUCCAAGUCCUGUGGACUGAAUGUACCCCCAACACAGAUGAGCCAGCCUCAAAGGCACUGCCAAGCUCCAAGUCACAAACCCCAGUGACUGGUGACUUUACUCCAACAUCUUCUUCUGGGGUGGAUGUUAGCAGUGGCUCUGGUGGUUCUGGAGAAGGGAGUGUGGCUGGUGUUGUGGACUGUGCUCCUUUCCCUGAGAAGAUGGUGGAUCCUAAGUUGAAAAGACAGGACAGCAUUACCCGCCAUGAUGAUACAGAUCCCAUAACUGCAGUGAAAGUAGAAGAGAGAUCCUCCUCAAAUGACCAAGUGAAAAUGGAAGCCCAAUCAACUGAAGGAGAUGAAGAGGGAAGACACAUUCAUGAUGUAACCAGCAGGGAUGAAGCCAAUGAAAGCAUGAAAAAACAUAUGUUGGAAAAUAGCACGAAGGUAGUUGAUGAAGAUGAAAUAAAAGAAGUGGGGACAGAAGAAGAGAAAAUGCUAGGAAAGGAAAUGCAAGAGGCAGAAACACAAGAUGAAGGAAUGGAAGCAGAAAAGAUUGAAGAAGAAGAAGAAGAAAAACAAGCAGAGGAAACAAAAGAUGAGAAAGUACUGGCAGAAAGAAUGCAGGAGGAGGAAGGAAUACAAGAAGAGGAAGCAUCCAAAGAAUGUGACUCUGCAGAUGCAUGUCCUCCAGUCAACACAGAGGAACCAAUGGAGCAAGUUAGUAACCCUAGUAAAGAUGAUUCAAAUUCUGACAAUGUUCAUGAUGGCCAAGAACUUGACCCUCAUUCAAAAGAGGUAACUGAAGGAGUUGCUGUGGCUGGUGAGCAAUCUGUGGUCAAUACCACUGCAGGGACUGGGGGAAAGAGGGCUUCUAUUACCCAGAACACAUCACCAGAUCCUGAUCCACUCUGGGUUCUGAGGUUGUUGAAGAAGAUAGAGAAGGAAUUCAUGACUCAUUAUGUCAAUGCUAUGUCUGAGUUCAAGGUCAGGUGGAACUUACAAAAUAAUGAAAUGUUGGACCAGAUGAUUAUAGAAUUAAAGAAUGAGGUGAACCAACGAAUACAAAAGAGCAUUGAAAAAGAACUUAGAAAAAUCCAAAGUAGGGCAGGGAAGAAACUUCCAAAGCCCCCAAAGGAAGCUUUUAAGUGGGAGACUUCGCUGCAGACGGAACAAAGAAGGAGACGCCUUAAGGGCAUGCACAACCACUCAGCCUUCACAGAGCAAAAUAAAAUGCCAGGAAAGCGGAAUCUCUCCCUGGCCUUCAUUGAUGCCAUGGCCUCCAGUGGGACGCUGGCUGAUGAUCUACGGGAGCUAGAAGGUGAGGAAGAGUACUGCCCUUGUGACACUUGCAUAAGAAAGAAGAUGACUACACUGUCGCUGAAGAACACAGUCCCAGUCACAGAUGCUCCCCUCAGAAAGGCUUUUGACCUACAACAAAUUCUUCUUAAGAAGAAGGAAGAAAAGCUGAAUGAGGGAGCGGCUGAGCUAGCUACAGAGGAACGAGGAAGCACAACACUUCGGAGAGAACGCACAGGUAACGAGACUGUUGAUGAAGCCGAACCAGGGUUGAUAUCUAGCAGCUGUGUGGAUGGAGCUGAUGCAGGGGAGGAAAACCACCGAUCCGGCAAAGAUGGAGAGUCGGAACUGUAUGAAGGAGAAGAGCAGCAGACUAAUCGUGAGGAAACAAUGACUGGAGGAGAGAAAGAAGCAGAUCUUCAGAGGAGUGAGGAGGGAGACAAAGAGGGUAAAGCUGAGAGUGACUCAGAAGACGAAGACGCGAAACGACAUGAGGGAGAGAGUGCAUGUGAUGGAAGUGAGAAGAAAGAAACUGAGCCUGCAUCUGAAAAAGGGGCAAACUCAGAGGGAGAAGUCACAGAGGAUGAGGAUAGAUGCUCAGAAGCAUCAGAUGGUGCUGAAGAUCUUGAGGCCACUGAGCCACUCAGCCCAGAGGCUGAGGUAGAGAAGCAAACAGAGUCACAGAUGGGGGUAGAAAGCCAAGAGGACCAAGAAAGCAACUGUCAGGAAAGCCCAGAAGAAACCCAGAGUGGUGAAAAGUCCGAAGACAAUGAUCCUGACCAAGAGGUAAGUGAAGGAAGUUUGAGGACCGACCGCCUUCCUGAGGCCCUCACAAGCUCACAGCCAAACGAAGAAGCCUUCUCCAGCGACUCAUCCACUGCAAACUGCUCUCAAGUAUCACAGAGAGGUUCAGAAAAAGAGGGCUCAAAUGGAGACUGUCAAGAAUCGGAAAGCCUAGAGGCUGAACCUAGCAGAGAAACUAAUUCAGAGGACAAGGCUUUUACUAUGUAUCCUGAAAAUUCCCCUUCUGAGCAAGAUGGAAUGUCGUCUUGCUCUAGCAUCUCAGACAGAGAGUCUACUGGCAGUCCCUUGGAACACAAGGACAGACGUGCUAAGAACUCUAAGUUUACAGAAGCUAUUGAUAAGGCAGAUGUUUUUGAUGACGAUUGCUUGGAUUUCUAG